Acipenser ruthenus (sterlet) is the source of this 4307-nucleotide messenger RNA. RefSeq names its product synaptotagmin-like protein 3. The transcript is spliced from 17 exons. Gene Ontology annotation, molecular function: neurexin family protein binding; small GTPase binding. Lineage: Eukaryota; Metazoa; Chordata; Actinopteri; Acipenseriformes; Acipenseridae. Gene Ontology annotation, biological process: intracellular protein transport; exocytosis. Gene Ontology annotation, cellular component: plasma membrane; exocytic vesicle. The record is from RefSeq and is a predicted model, not a curated record. The coding region runs from base 444 to 2360 and encodes 638 amino acids.
ACACCAAAGCAGGAAGGAAAGAAGAUGACGUGCAUUUCCCAGCUCAGUAUUCUCAUAACCAAAAGUUCUGCAUGUGUAGGGGGAACUUGAAUAACUGCACAGGCUGACGAAAUACAGCUGUGUGUAUCUCUCCCGCUGCUAGCAAAAGGACCCACAUUCAAGAAAGUGUAAGAUACCCAUUCAUCUGCAAAACAAUGUGAAGUUAAGAAGCUGCUGUUAAUCCAUCCUGUUGCUGCUGACCUGAAAAAUGCCAGCUCUGCUAGUCACUAAAAGCAACAGUUACACAGCUCAACGUCUUUGAAACAUCUUCAGUAAAAUUAAGCUUUGAACAGAAGCAGUUUCUCUGGGCAAUGCAUUUAAUGUCCCGGAAUUUCAUGGAUAGUCCAAAUCCUAUUGUGUUAAAUAGUAUGUAGACAUGAUCAACAACAAAACAAGCAUAAUCAAUGGCUGAGAACAUUGACUUACAUUUCCUCAAAGAACUUGAAAGAGAGAAGGUUCUGGAAGUCCUGUACAGGGAUAAGGUACUGCGUGCAGCAGAAGAACAACGGAUACGAAAGCUGAAGUCUGAGCUCAAAAAAAUCCACUGGAAGGGUGCCAAGAGUUUCAACCAGCAGUACACAAAUAAAACCUGUGCCAGAUGUCAGAAAUCCCUUGGGAAGAUAUUGAACAGCGGAGCUGUGUGCAAAGGAUGCAGCCACCGAAUCUGUACCAGUUGCCGUAUCAUUAUCUCUGCCAGGGUGUGGAAAUGCACAGUAUGUUACGCUUAUGGGGAAGUGAAAAUCAAAUCUGGAGACUGGUUUUUUGAAGAAAGAGCAAACAAAUUUCCAAGUUGUGAAGGUAAACAGGAGUCUGUUGGUGAAACAUUAUUAAAAUCCUAUCAAGGACUAAGACUGAUGGCCGCUUCAGACUACAAGCAAGUUGUAAACCCUCCCAAAAGCAGUAAUAUUGCCAUUGUACCUCCCACUCCACCUCCUUUUAUUGAGAAUGUGUCUGUAAGCAAUACUGGGGAGUUGAAACAUACAAAAGGAUUCACUAAAUCAGUAGAAAACCUGUUCAUUUCACUCACAACUCACAUGAAAAAAAUCUCCAAGUCCCAUAACGAUGUGACAGUAAACCAAACUCUCCUGACAACAGAUUACGGACAGGGAACCAAUAAUGAGAGAAGAAGUCAGUCAGACACAGCCAUAAACAAACAAGCCAUGCUAACAAAGGCACCCAGUCUUCCCAUCCUGUUCAAAAAAGCUACAGCUAAUGAAGAUGAAGACAGAGUAGAUAUUGGCCGUGUGGCGAAAGCCAACUCUGCAGAUACAGUGUACACUGGAGCAGCGAAAAUGGACAGUACUUGCAGUAUCAGCAGUACAUGUACUGAAGAUGGCAAUUUUGAGAAUGCCAGAGUCACUGGAGAAAUUGAAUUUUGCAUUGUGUACAACUACAAGACCUCCUGCUUAGAAAUCUGUAUCAAAGCUUGUAAAAACCUGGCCUACGGGGAUGAAAAGAAGAAGAAGUGCAGCCCAUACAUCAAAACCUACCUGCUUCCUGAUAAGUCCCCUCAGAGUAAACUGAAAACAACAAUUAAAAAGAACACAACACACCCCACUUUCAGUGAAACAUUAAGGUACAACAUCGAUCGGUCUCAGCUGGAAACCCGAUCCCUGCAGGUGUCUGUGUGGCACUCGGAGACUCUCAAACGCAAGGUCUUCCUGGGGGAGGUCAUCAUUCCUCUGGAUUCCUGGAAGUUUGAAGAGGACUCCACACAGUCAUACAACUGGUACCAACUGAACUCUAAGCCUGACCAGUAUGAAGAUUGUGUACCAGUACAGUACAAUGGGGAGCUCUGUAUCAAGGUGAAAUUUGUCUUACCAUCGCUAAGCUCCAAAAUCCAGACUCAACAGCUCUCAAUGGAAGAUUUGCAGAACAAGAUGACUAUCCUCGGUCAACUCAAAGUUGUGAUCAUUGGAGCCAAAAACCUGCCAUCUUUAAGGCCUGAUGGUACUUUAAACUCAUUUGUCAAAGUGUGCCUAAUACUUCCAGACAAUAGGCAGUUGAAACAGAAGACUCCAGUGCUUAAGAAGAAAGCUUGCCCACAGUGGAACCACCAGCUUGUGUUCAGCGAUGUGCUUCUGUGUGAACUGCUGGACUCCUGUCUUGAUAUCACUGUCUGGGACCAUGCUGCCUUUGGCGUCACCGACCGUUUCCUGGGGGGAGUCCGACUAGAGAGGGGGAUACUGUCAACAGACUCCCGUGACAUGGUGGAAGUCGCUUCUGGACAAUCUUGGCAAAACAUUCUGAGGAGACCAAACACUUGGAAUGACACCACACUUACACUUCAUCCAAAUAUGGAGUACAUGAUGAAAACCUAACAGGACCAGUUCCAAAUGCAUCUUUAUGGAUCCUUUCACCUAUUUGUGCAAUAGUAAGAUACAGCUUGUAGAACAUUAAUAUUGUUGGUCCUAAAAUUGUAGGAGCCAGCGAAGAAUAUACUGUAGACCAAGACAUGCUAGAGUCCUGUGUGGGUCCGAUUUUUACGACCCACUUCCGACCCGGACCCGCUACUACAGGACCCAACCCGAACCCGCUGCAACACUGUCUUCUUACCCAUGACCCGACCCGUUUUAAUAAGACCUGCAACCCGACCUGAACCUGCAAGUGUUUGUCCUUUACCUACUGCCUGCGUCGACUGACUCUCUCACGCUCACAUCCACACACAGAUAUCUCUACCAUUCUCCAUGGAUUGAGUUUACACAAUGGUCUGAAUAUAUUUUAACAUGAACUGUCUCUACUUAAUUUACUAUAAAAUACCUGUCUAUUCCUUUCGUGCCACCAGCUGAAAGGGAGCUACACCUGUGCUUCCACAGAGUUGUGUGGCUGUCGUUUACAAAAACAUAAUGACAGGUUUUACAAGCAACAAAUCCAGUCACGUUUAUUAUUUUCAUUCGUUAUGAUUCCAAACGAAUUCCACACUUGUGAUUUACCCUCAAACUAUUAUCCACUACAUGAUGUAAAUCCUGCGCUAUCUUUUGUUUCACCUCGUCCACAGGCAUUUUUAAUAUCACCAAGCAGACGUGAUAAAAAGAUCUUGCGACGUGUCAAAAAAGCGAGAACAACAGUGCUUAGUCAUCUGAUCGCCUCCUGCUUUAGCUGGAAAUACCGGUACAUUCUAAUUAUUUGGGAAAGGGUUACAGACGAGUACGCUGAAAGGACAGAAAACGUUUUAGGUGAUUCAAAUUCAGACCCCCCAAUUUUUUUUUUGGACCCGCACCCGAACCGCAAACCGUGAAAAAGUUCACAUUCCAACCUGAACCCGACCCGCGAGUACCCGACCCGAUGCAGGACUCUCUAAGACAUGCUGUAAUAUUGUGUCUGAGCCCCCCUUUAUUUUAUGUUACUAACCUGAAUGCUUAUCACGCACCUGAAACCUAUGCACGUAUAUUGCAAAACACAUUAAUACACAGACUACAAUAUAAUGUAUAGAACCACCACAGCUCUGAAAAGAUAAUAUGCUGCUGAAUAGCACACACGCAUACAUUUGACGUGCAUUUACAGUGGAAGGUCAGUUGGAAAGUUGAAAUGUCUGCAUUUAACGGUUAGAAUGUAAGAAUGUACAGUAGGACUUUAUUUACUCUUCAGUGUAUUUUUCAAUAGAAAUUACAGUAAUCUGAACAAGAAUACAAUUGUAUUGUACAGUAGAGGUAUAAUUGGAUACUCCACAUGCCAAAGUGAUGAGGGGCGAUUAAUUUUGACAUGUACUGCUAUGGCCAAAAGUUUUGCAUCACCUAGAAUUUAAGGAUUGAGACAAAAUAAAAAUAAAAUAUUUAUGAACAUAGUUUAGGUGUUUUAUUUAUCAUGUAAAUCAAAUAAACUACAAAAUGAUAUUGCGAGUGUCUACCGGAAGCCAUAGCAGUGCAGUAUUUCAUGUUAGAUUUUGAAAUGUCACAUUUUUUCAUUUGUCAGUUUUCAUUAAGUAUAUGGAAAACUACCAAGCGGUAUGUAAUUCAAUAUGUUAACGUAACAUUAUUCAGCAGGUUUCAUUUGACUUUAUGAAGCAAAAUUAGGUAAUGAAAAACCCGUGGCCAUAGCUGUAGGUAUCCAAAACUUAAUUGUAUUGAUUUUUAGUCUUUGUAUACUAUGUAAAAGUGAGGGGAGGUAGGUAUUAGCCCUUGUAAAUGAGACUGCAUAAUAUUUAAUAAGUUUAAUAUAUUUUUAGUUACACCACAUAGCAAAACAGAAAUAUAUUGUAUCAGUUGCAUCUGGUCAUAACUGUUAAAUCUGUUACCUUUUUUUUUUUUUUUUUUUAAACAUAUUAAAUU